AUGAUGUUGGAAUUUAGUCAUUCUGGUGUUAGGAAAAGAAGUUGUAACGGAUUUUCUUUACACAGGAAGCAUGUGUAUAAUAAAAAGUUAAGCAUCCCUAUAGCACUAAGAUUCUUCUACCUUCCAUUACUCAUUUACGUGUUGGCAAGUAAACACUUUUUGAAUGGAGUAAAAGCUGCAAAUGAUGGGUCGAGUAAGUUUGCGACAUGUCUUGCGUUUAGUAUAGACGCCUCGCCUUUGUACAUUAAUGAAGAUCAUUUGGAAGGAAUCAGCUUCCUCCAGGAGGGAGGAAGGGUUUUGGAGAAAAGUAGCAAGUUCUUGAGAAAGAAAUUUGGCUAUGAAGAUUCAGAUUCUGACAGCGACGAUGAAAGCAACUCUCACCGGGAGGCCGCCCACCCUAGUCAGACCCGGAGUGCCCCGUUUCAACAACAUGAGCAACGCAGAGUACCGAACCACGCAUCCGGAGGAAUUGACGACGAUUCUCCGUUUGCUAGGGAGUUGAAACGAUCCAGCUUUCAUGAUCACCUUAACCAUAAAGUGUCCGCAGGGGAUGAUUUGAAGUUUACCAAGGCUGGCGAGGAAGUGUUUAGAAACUUUAAGGAUCUACAAGCACCAAAGUUUACAUUUCAUCCUCACGAAAAGCACACGUUUAAAAACGUUGUGAUUGAAAGAGACACCGAUGUUCUCGACUUGAGGCAGAAGAAUGGAAUACUGUCUGCCAAGUUUAAGAUCGAUACUAUAGACGACAACUCUCUGAGGCUGCUGGAUCACUUGUCAAAGAAUACAGCAAGUUGCACAGUAAAAUGGGUAUCACUUUCAAAGGACAAAAACACAGGCCAGAUUCACAUGGACUGUAAGUUCGACGUAAAGGCUCAGGGAUUCUCUGGAGAUACGCCAAUCAAGGUUAAAAUCGAGGGAUUUUUCUCAAGAGUUCUGAACGAUAUAAAUUUGUCGACGGAUGGAAUGACGUUUCAUGAGCAGUUUAACAAUGCUCUCAGCUUCAAAACGGAGGUUAUGAAGGCGCUGGGACUGGACCCUCUUCAUGAAUGUUCAAUAAUUAAAGUAAACGGCAAAAAGUUUAGUAUAGAUGAAAAGGCGUUUAGAUUUAUGACUCACUUAGUAGACGAUGGAAUUAAAAAUGUAAUAGUGAUAGUAAGACCGUCAAUUAGGCUCUUGAUCCACAUCAAGAGGCCGUUCUCAGGAGUAAUUGAGAGCUACACUCACGAUGCAGGAUACAUGACAAUAAAGGAAUACAAAAAUAUGUUACUGUGGAGAGAAAGAGCGGAAAAGUUUUGCAGUAAAAUCACCAAGGACGACUCAGCGAGAUACGCCCUCGUAGGCAUCAACGACAAGUUCAUGGACCUGAACAACUACUUCUUCCACACGUUCAGAGACUAUCCCACUGAGCUGAUCACAGUGUUGACGUUCAUGCCAUACGUGAUUAUCAACUUUUACUCGCUAGAAAAGUUAGUUGUCUCUAAGCAGUUCGCACCAUUCCACAAUCUCAAGGGCAUUUUGGAGUUCGGCAAGACCAUGAUCACCAAUUUUAACAAAAACCUAAACAUAAACAACCCUGACUACAGAGUGUACUCGUACUCGAUUCAAGGUUGUUAUGAAGAGAAUAGGGACCUUUCCCUUCUGGUAAAGAAUAAUGGGAUAAAAACAAUGCCCAUGAUUCCACUCUCUGAAACAUGCACGAACAGGGACACCAACGUGCUCAACCUGUAUUUUUUGAACCACAGGCCAACUAUGUUCAACUUUGAGGCGGAGGUGUACGGGCCAGAUGGAAGUCCAAUAUCUACCUACAAAAUUGCAAUGAACUACGACCCUCGCGCAAGGCUUUCUUAUCUGAAGGAGGAGGUUCUUAGCAGGCUCCUGAGAGACGGCCACUUAGUCUCCUCCAGUGAGCUGUUUUUCAUUAAACUGGCAAACAGGAAAGGACAGAACGCAACGGAUGACAUGCUCAUCAACGACGUUAUCGACGUGGUAGAGGAGCAGAAAACGUCGAUCCCCCCUAAGUUUAGGAUCGCAGUGAAUCCGAGAUUUGACGUAGUGUAUAGAGGAAAGGAUGGCGGAUACGAAAAGUUCAGAAUAGAUAUGAACAAAACUAAUCCGACAAGGAAAGACUUCACAGAUGCAGUGGACGCAGAGUUGCACGAGAAGCAUCUGUUGGGACCAGACGAACACAUACACACUGUGAAACUGCAUCCCAGAAACCCGAAGAAGAAUAAGGUCAACUUUAAUGUGGACAUAAGGAGCGACGACGACGGCCACUUCCCAGCGGGGCUGAGAGCCGAUGAGAUCGCAGCGGAGACUGACCUGAGGAUGAAGAUACCGGUGGAGUUCGUGCGCGACAACGGAAAAGUAAUUAAGUUUACAAUCAAUGCAGACUACGGAGCGUCUGAUGAUGAGAUAGAGCGUCUGAUAAGGAACGAGCUUAGGAAGAAGGGCUACAAGAAGGACAUACCUGGUCUCCACUUCGACGUGAGGAACUCGAAGCACAAUGACCUUCACGAGUUCUGGGAAGGAGGACCUGACGUAGACAGGUUUGUAAUCAACACUGAGCUCGCGAGCGAAGUGGAAGUGGACGGGGAUGUCCACGGAAUGCCUUUUACGACUCACGUGAAGGUGCACCCGAGGGAGACCAUGGAUCAGCUGAACGAGGACGUGUUGAGGAGAGUGAGGCAGAAUCCGAAGAUUAGAGCAUGGUUAGAUGAGGACCCAUCUAGGGAGAGUGAGGUGUACACAGUGGUCUCUGACAUGAAUGGCAGAGUCUACGACGACGACGAGUUGGGAAGCAACGGGCUGUACAACAGCAGCGGCAGGAUAAGAAUAGGAGUGUCGGAUCAUCCCUUUGAAAUGGUAUGGAAAAAUCCAGCAACAGGAGAAGAAGUGAGUUUUUGCCUGUCUAAGAGGCCAGACGGAAGGUGCAGGCCGCUGCCGCCGAAGCUGGUCAAGUUCCCAAUUCAGGACUUCAUAGACCACCUUAUCAAGGUGAUGAAGAAGGAGGGGAAGUACGAGGAGCACGUUGCAAAGCCAGUGAGAGCAGGCCGCAUGUUUACGCCGAACAUAAGGCUCAAGGAGGUGCGCACAGCCGACGGUCGAAGGUACAACUGCGCAGAGCUGCCUGAGGACGCGAACUUCACCUUGCUGGAGUACGCCUUCGAUCUGCAGGUGUCGGACAUAAGGGCGAUGGUGUUCAGCCUGAUGACAGCAGAUGAGCUCGAGAACCUCCACGAGCGCCAGAAGUCCAACAGGAGGUACAAGGUGGUGAUAAACAAGGACUCUGGCGACAGGGAGUCUCACCUGGUGACCACGGACGACUACAGUCCAGCUGAGCUGAGGAACUUGAUAUACAAGAACUUCUCAUCAGUGCCGUCGGACGCGACGAUCGACGACCUGAAGUUCUACGACGACGCUGACCACGAAGUGGACUACGAGCACUUCACGAAGAGGCCGAAGCAGAACGAGACUCUGAGAGUGAAGUUUUCGAUGAAGGACGACAGUCCGAGGCCGCCGAUGCCAGAGUUCGACGACGUGGUGAUCCAGCCGAAGCCUUACGAGACGAUAAGGGAGUACUUCCUUCGAGCGAUAGAGGAGCCCUCGGACUUCGGCCUGUCGCCGAUGCAUUCGUACACCGUGGUGGGCAUCGACGACAAUGGCAACUAUGUGCAUGUCGACAACAUGCUGGAUGUUCCAAUAAAGGACCUGAAGAACUUGAAGAAGGUGCAGUUCGUGAAGAAGCCAGCAGUGAGGCCUGACGCGAACCCGGAGAUAUACUACAGCGACAGGCUCCCGGAUCAGUCGCCGAACGUGGUCACGGUGGAGUUCGACAGCAGCAAGGAGAGCGUGCCCUCGCUCAACUCUAAGAUCAGGAACUUCCUGAUCCAAGUGCCCCCUGAGCAGAUGGGCCACGUUACAAUCGAAGCAGACGGAACGAAGUUGAAGUGUUCGCUUGAAACACUGAGGGACGCGUACAUGAUAAAGAACUUGACACUGGAGAAGCUGAUGGCGCUGUGUCAAGGAGUGGACAGACAGAAGGGGUUCAACCAUCUGAAGAUGAACCUGAACUUGUCUCCAGAGGAGAUGAAGAAGAGUGAAACGUACAACUUGUUGGACGGCCUGGGAACUCCGGGCGGGUCCCCUAUCGCAAACUUUACACUAUAUAAGGGCCAGACAGACCUGGGCCUGAGCACACUGGUGAAGGUUAACGUGGGCACGAUGAAUUCGCCAGUUGCCGACUUCUACACGAAGAUGGUUCAGAUGUUCGGCGACUCGAUAAACAACAUAAACGACAUAGGCAUAUCACUGAUAAAAAACGGAAGAAUGUAUCCUUGUAACAACUCUAAGACGCUGCGGGGCCUGAAGGAGUUCAGCAAGGCAACCCUGGCCAAAAUAUUCCAAAUCUGCGGGCUGCCAGCGGUGAUUCCCGAAAACGGGUCGUAUUUCCACUUCCACGUGAGCAUAGACUUGAAUGUUAGUCCCAAGUCAGGAGGAGCAACUUCAAUGGGCAACACAGUCCCGUUGGACAUAUCCUACGACGAAGAUGAUCGCAUGACAAACGUACACUACCAGGAGAACUUGUACCCAGAUAUCGCAAACUACAUAAACGAUAACCCGGACAUAGACGGGUCGAACCCGAGCAAGUACCGAGUGACGAUAAGGGCUGAGGAGCCCAGCCACAACGUGAUGACGAAGACGUACGAGAUGAACGAGCUCCCGCACAACCUGACGAUGCACGACAUGUUCCCGGACACGAACGUGCAGGAGCUGAACAUCACAAUAGACAGCAAGGAUGGGAACAACCUGGGUGGAUGGAGGUCGGAGACAGUGCACCCAGUUAACGACUUCAAGUCCAAUUUCGAUGCACUAAAGAGGCAGAUCAUACUAAACCUGAAGACGAUGCAUGGAAACAGCCUCGACUCGCUAGACAGCUACGUGGUAAAGGUUGGAAUAAACGGAGUAAAGCACCAGUGCCACAUAGAUAACCUAUCGCAGCUAGUGUCAAUGUCCCUAAAGGACUUCCUCAAGAACUGCGUGAACAUCGAGAACGUGAACAACAACCCUUCAAUGUCAUUCGGAGUCGGCUACGAGCCUAGGGUGAACGACGGGAAGAAGUUUAACGUGAAGGUGGUGUGCGGAGACAAGACAGUGUACUCAGUGCAAAACCUUAACAUAAAGGACCCUAUCCCCUCGGAGUUAAUCGGAAAGUUGAAGGCCAAAUACGGCGACGUGAUGAAUGGAAUACAGUGGGGAGCGUACAUAAACAAGGUGCAGGGAGACUGCCACUUCACAGGGAUCCUGGACAAGGUGGAUAUGCGCUCAGUGCUUUCUCUGUGCGGAGUUAGCGACUCCACACUGAACGCGUAUGACGUGGUCUUCUACGACAUGAACUACGAGACGUACAAGCUGUUCAACAGCAAGAUGAAUACACAUGAGGGAGCAGGGGAGUUCCCGGAUGUGCUGAAAAUCUCUCAGACCGUGAGGGAGAUGAAGUCCCCGGUGCGCAUCAGCAUGCCCUACAGCUACCACGGCCCAGACAUUGAAGUGCGAGGAGAUGAGACGCUUAACGACUUCGUGAGGCAAAUAGUGAACAAAGAGGACGAGUUCAACCCAGGAAACCCCUUCAAAGUGAAGGUGCACACGAACAACGGAACCUUCGGAGUAGACCAGCUGCCGAAGGGGGUGAUAAACCACCCCUCUAGGGACCUGAACGGGAGCGUGUCGUUCAUAAUAGAGGACGACAUGGAAGGCAACGACCCGGGAACUGUGCUCAAUUUGCAUUUCCCAGACAAAAAGCAGACCCUGGGCGACUUCCUGAUCGAGUUGGAGAAGAACCCAUCGAACGCGAACAAGAAGUUCUACUUUUCAAGCAAGAAGUCGUUCAUCCCUUCAGAAAACGUGCCUGUUGAGAUCCUACACACGCCAAUAGACGAGCUGAAGGGCCACGGGUUCUUCCUGACAGUAGUAAACCAGUCGAAGAGCCCGGAGAAGGGCACCAAGUUCUCAGUGAACAUCCUGUCGAGAGACGGAGUGUCAGCGAGUGAGUCGGUGGGAGACCUGCAGGAGCCUCUGACGAGCCUGUUCGAGAAGAUAUCGAAGAACCAGGGGAGCCUGGACAAGAUGCUGGGCGGCAAGUUCAAGGUGAUAAUAGACGGCUUUGAGACGCACUGCAACCUCGAUAACCUGGCGAGCUUCCAGAACGGAAUGACGCUUGACAGCCUUCUCACGAUGUGCGGCGUGCCUGACCUGGACCACAACCACGUGGUGACCAUAUUCUUCGAGACGCCGAUAUCGCAAAAGGCAGAGGGGCUCAAGUUCAACAUUGACCUGAACGACAAGCCGCAGGGCUCGAAGAACCUGGAUUACGGCUCUGAGUUCACAGUAGGGCCAGACGUGGAGGAGUUCCUGAGGAAGAAAAAGGACGCGCACGUGUACCUGGACAUCGAGAACAAGGACAAGACCAAGGAGUUUGUGGAGGUGGACAGCAGUAAGUUCCUACAGCUGCUGAGCGGGCACCCGGAGGUGGUGGACAUGCUGCUGAGGCUCGGCGUGCCGCAGACUCAUCUGGGAGACCUGCAGUCGCUGCACCUGGUGAUCUCGAACCUGACCAAGGCGCUGCAGGGCCACCAGAGCUACAACAUAGACAACGGCGACGACCACGCGUACGACAUGGACAGCCCGAUUUCGAAGUACGUGGACAUAGUUGAGCUGAAGCAAAAGCUGCAGGAUAACCCUGAGCUGAGAGUGCGAGGCACAGUGAUGCUCUCGGACGGAAGCAAGCAGGAGUUCGACAUCAGGGGCAAGGACUUCGUGCACGCCGUGGACGGAGGCCAGACCUUCAGAGAAGUGAGCCUCAGGGCGCUGAGCUCAGGCGACGCCAACAACGUCGUCCACGUGAACCUGAGCUCGUUUGAGGGCGAGGAGGAGCACGGGCACGCACCCCUGCCGAAGAGGAAGAUGUUUAAGAGGAGGUCGUCCCUAGGAUCUGGGAAGAAGGGAGUUCUCGCACCUAUCAUCGGAAGUAAGCUGAAGGAAUCGCUAGGGCUGAGGCGCUCAAGUGAGCCUACAAGCAGUGAAACGAGUGAAUCGGAAGGAGAGCCAGAGUCAAAAUCGCAAAAAACUGAGAGUCAUCCGCACCCAGCGGCUGAAGGAUCGGCAAAGGAGAAGCACCACGUCGACAUCAAACUGCCGACGGGAGCAGGCAGUAAGAAGUCGGGCACUGAGUCCGGAAAUGAGUCUGGAACUCAGGCCAAGGAGAGGCCAGGAACGCCGCCACCAAGCCCACAGGAGGCGGCAGAGGCCGCCCACAGAGUACCAGGGGUGCCUCCAACUCCGCGAGAGUUAUAUGAAAGUGAGUCCGGCAAGGGCUCCGAAUCGGAAAGCGAAGCGAGAUCACGCAACAACAUGGGUCCUCACCCGUUGAGCAACGAGAGCGUGCUGAGAAACAUUCCACUAUUCAGGGAGAUAAUCGCAAACCCGGAAAAGAAGCUGAGCAUGAAGGUUAAGACGACCAAUGGAAAGGUUUACGACCUGAUAGUGAGGGGCGGCAUGCUGCAAAAGGCAAUAGAGCACGGGAACAAGAUGCGGGAGCUCCUGGAGCACUACCUGCAGAACGACGACGUGGAGGACGUGCACGACAUAGAAAUCUCGGCGAAGCUGGGGUCGAAGUUCACAGUACCACUCAAGAAGCACAUCAAGGUGACGCUGCCGGUGAUGGCGUCCGACGAGCCCCAGGAGUGCGACCUGAACGACUUCAAGAACCCGUGGAACCCGCCGGAGAAGGUGUGGAAGGUCGCGACGGUGAAGUCGGCGCUGGACUCAUACGCAGAGGCCCAUAACAUCAAGGAUAAGCCGAAGGCCGUGUACCUGCUCAACAAGGAGGACCACGAGAACCUGUCGGCAGAGAUCAUUUUCGACGAGGACCACCCGCAGGACGACGCAAAGCUGAAUCGCAAGAUAGGAGACGAUAUCACCAAGGGAAGGACGCUGUUCAUAAGAUACAAGGACACGGGAGAGCUAGCCAACUAA
Molecule: messenger RNA, 8031 nt
Organism: Theileria orientalis strain Shintoku
Lineage: Eukaryota; Apicomplexa; Aconoidasida; Piroplasmida; Theileriidae
Exons: 5
Coding region: 1-8031 (2676 amino acids)
Source: RefSeq, a predicted model, not a curated record